This is a messenger RNA of Magnolia sinica, 1013 nucleotides long. RefSeq names its product ATP synthase subunit delta', mitochondrial-like. The record is from RefSeq and is a predicted model, not a curated record. Gene Ontology annotation, biological process: proton motive force-driven ATP synthesis. NCBI's taxonomy places the organism in Eukaryota, Viridiplantae, Streptophyta, Magnoliopsida, Magnoliales, Magnoliaceae. The coding region runs from base 169 to 765 and encodes 198 amino acids. The transcript has 2 exons. Gene Ontology annotation, molecular function: proton-transporting ATP synthase activity, rotational mechanism.
UCGAGACGGGCGGGGUUGGACGCAAUCCAUCGCACUCCGCCGGAGUAUCAAAGGUUUUCUCUUCUCCCUUCCGAAGCCCUUUUCAUUCUCAUCAAGACUCACAGAGAAAAGCUCCUCAAGAGGCAAACAAGAACCUCAGCAGCUUUCUAUCUGACCGUCCGAUCGACCAUGUUUCGACAAGCCCCGCGCCUUUUGGCCCGUUCGAUGAUGGCCCGGUCUCGGCCCUUCUCCGAUGUCCCCGCCCAGCCCGCAUCUGACUCAGCGUUCGUCGAGGCAUGGAAGAAGGUAAUCCCGAACAUCGACCCUCCCCAGACCCCACUCUCCUUCAUGAAGCCGCGACCCACCACGCCCUCAUCCAUUCCUUCAAAGAUCACCGUCAAUUUCGUCCUCCCCUACCAAUCAGAGCUGUCCGCCAAAGAGGUUGACAUGGUGAUAAUACCAGCGACAACUGGGCAGAUGGGUGUUUUGCCGGGCCAUGUCGCCACCAUCGCAGAGCUGAAGCCUGGAAUCAUGUCAGUCCAUGAAGGCAGUGAAGUCACCAAGUACUUCGUAAGCAGUGGAUUUGCAUUCAUCCAUGCCAAUUCAGUUGCAGAUGUAGUGGCUGUUGAGGCUGUCCCGGUCGACCACAUCGACCCAAGCCUUGUCCAGAAGGGGCUCGCAGAGUUCACCCAGAAGCUCAGCUCAGCCUCGACCGACUUGGAGAAGGCUGAAGCUCAAAUUGGGGUGGAUGUUCACAGUGCUCUCAACUCUGCGCUUACAGGGUAACAAUCUUUCAUCCCACCAGUUUUUUUCUCUUUGGGUUGUUUUUCAUCUCUUUCAUCAAGAGAUUUGAAGACUGUUUGGCUCUCAAGAUUGAGAUCUAUUCAGUUUGUAUUUUGGAUUGGCUGCCAUGAAUCUCUUUCUAGUUUUUAUGACACUGAUUUUGUCAAAUGUUGAAUAAAUUCUUGGAAACAAGACUCUUAGAAACUCUCAGAAAAAGGUUGCUAUACAUCCUUGGAUUUGAUUUUCCUUUA